AUAUGCUGCUGUCAAAAGUGUUCACAAGUUUUCGCGCUGAUGAUUGUUUGAAUGAAAUUAUCCAAGUAAAUAGUAGACAAUUGUAUGUGCAGUGCUUACUCUUUACAACCAGUAGUUUGAUUGCUUGUAAUGGAUGCAACUAUGGAACGAACCUGUCAGGAGGACAUAAGUCAUACGGUGCUGGAUGCUCGGCAGAAGAUGUCUGUCCGAAGUUUGUCCAACAACUAUGGCCUGCCGUUUGCGGAGGCUGUUAAAGUACUUCAACAAUGGAUCGACAAAAAUUCCGCUAAGGCAACGUUGAUUAAGGAGUUUAUUGUUCGAGGAAUCUCCUCCCAACACGGAGCUUUUAUAACUGUGGCCAAUGAACAAAAAUUAAAAACCAUUCAGUCUAAAACGAAGCAGUUUAGCAGUUUCCUUUAUUCAGUUGAAGUUGCUGCGGAGUCUUCCAGAAGUUUGGCGAUCCCAGAAGAUAGGAAGAUCAAAAUGAUCAACCUUCCUUUGCAAGCGGGUAAACGAGACAUACAAGUAUUCAAACCAGCUGACCCUUUACCGGCAGUUGUGAAGCAAGAACCUAAUUCAAAAAUUCCUUCUAUGUUCAACGCUGGGUCUUCCAAAGCAGUCGUUAAACCGGAACCGGUAAAAGAGGAGAAACAAAGUCCAAAAGAGGUUGUAAAACAGGAAUCACCAGCUGGAAGUUCACUGAAAAAAUCCCCAGUUAAAACUUCUCCAAGCAAGAAAAAAGACGCUAAAAAAACAAUUUCCGGGAAAGGUUCGAUAGCAUCAUUUUUCAACAAUAAACCGGCGGCAGCGAAAACCGCUUCAACUGUCGGAACACCGGUUAAGCAGGAAAAACCAACACCGGUAAAGGAAGAACCGAAACAAGAGACAAAAACUAACGGCAAACAAGCGGAUGGUUCACAGCGCUGGAAGCGAAUGAUUUCCGAUGAAUCGGAUAACGAUGAUGUGAUUCCGAAUACGCCCCAAGAUAAGGAGACUAAGAAGGCUGCAGGUAAAAAGCUUGUUACCAGGAAGAAAGUUACUAAACCGAACAAGGAAAAUCCGAAUAAAAAAUCUAGAAUCAUGCAAAUCGAAGAUUCCAGUGAUGAUGAGGAAGAUGAGAAACAACCGAAGGAACCGGAAGAGCGAGAGAUUCAAUUCGAUGCCGAAGAGUCGAAUGAUGUUGAAAUAGUACAAACUGAAAAGCCGGAAAAGGAGGACAGUCCGAAACAGACAGUGCAGAAUGGUACGACCGAUCGGAAAAAAGCUAUGGUCAAGAAACUGGUGACAAAAACCUUCCAGGACGAGGAAGGUUAUUUCGUUACAAUGAAAGAGUAUGAAAUGGUUGAGGAAGAUGAAGCUGAUGCAGAUACUGGUAAUAACAACAAUCAUGAUGCAAGCGAGGAGAAAAACACACCAAACGGAGAUGUUGUUAAAGGUAAGAAAAGCGAUAAGGCGGUAGACAAAAAAUCCAGCAAGGUAACGACUCCAACGUCUAAAACGAAGCAAGGGUCGAUAACGAGUUUCUUCUCGAGAAAAUAGGUUUAUUAUCGCUAGUUUUAUUCUGGUUUUGAUGCCAAUAAAAGCGUUCUAGUUUGUUAAGUUAAAUGUUUCUCAUUAAAUGUAGGAAUUUAGGUUAAUGUUGCAAAACAAUAAAGAAAAAGUGUUGUUAAAAUAUUACA
This is a messenger RNA of Wyeomyia smithii (pitcher-plant mosquito), 1679 nucleotides long. Its product is annotated as neurofilament heavy polypeptide-like. Bases 130 to 1539 code for a protein of 469 amino acids. Gene Ontology annotation, cellular component: nucleus; delta DNA polymerase complex. The transcript is spliced from 4 exons. The record is from RefSeq and is a predicted model, not a curated record. Lineage: Eukaryota; Metazoa; Arthropoda; Insecta; Diptera; Culicidae. Gene Ontology annotation, biological process: DNA strand elongation involved in DNA replication; nucleotide-excision repair, DNA gap filling; DNA replication. Gene Ontology annotation, molecular function: DNA-directed DNA polymerase activity.